Molecule: messenger RNA, 1932 nt
Organism: Hipposideros armiger (great roundleaf bat)
Lineage: Eukaryota; Metazoa; Chordata; Mammalia; Chiroptera; Hipposideridae
Gene: CHST12
Product: carbohydrate sulfotransferase 12
Exons: 2
Coding region: 257-1525 (422 amino acids)
Biological process (GO): proteoglycan biosynthetic process; carbohydrate biosynthetic process
Cellular component (GO): membrane
Molecular function (GO): sulfotransferase activity
Source: RefSeq, a predicted model, not a curated record
GCGUUGAGGACGGGCGCCCCUCGGCCUUCGUGGCCCCUCCGCCGGCCAAGACUUCUCGCGAGAAGAGGACCAGGAGGCAGGGCUCCCGAGCCGGGGGCGGGGGCGGGGCCGGCGGAGGGGCGGCCUCUGGAGGGUCCGCGGGUCGCGAGGCGGCGGCGGCGGUGGCGGCUGCGAGGUUCCUGGGCAGUGUCCGGUCUCUACAUGAAGCUGCAGUGAAAGGACCCCGGCGACAGGGCCCCGCCCGCCCAGGGACAGGAUGACCAAGACGCGGCUCUUCCGCCUGUGGCUGGUGCUGGGCUCGGUGUUCAUGAUCCUUCUGAUCAUCGUGUACUGGGACAACGUGGGCACCGCCCACUUCUACCUGCACACGUCCUUCUCCAGGCCACACCCCCUGGAGCCCCGCCCCACCCCCGCGCAGGGGGCGGGGCGCGAGCUGGCGUCCGAGGUCGGGGAGCUUUUGGAGACGCUGCUGGGCACCGGCACCAAGCAGGUGGCCGCCGUCUCCGGGAAGAAGACGGAGGCGCCCCCGCCGCCGCCGCCGGCCUCCGGCAGGUCUGCGCUCAGCAACAUGGAGGAGCGCGUGAGGGGCUACGACUGGUCCACGCACGACGCCCAGCAGAGCCCGGACCCCGACGGGCGGCAGGCGGAGCGCAGGAGCGUGCUGCGCGACCUCUGCGCCAACGCCAGCUUCGUGUUCCCCACCAAGGAGCGCUCCUUCGACGACAUCCCCAACUACGAGCUGAACCACCUCAUCGUGGACGACCGCCACGGCGUCAUCUACUGCUACGUGCCCAAGGUGGCCUGCACCAACUGGAAGCGCGUGAUGAUCGUGCUGAGCGAGAGCCUGCUGGACCAGGGCGCCCCCUACCGCGACCCGCUGGACAUCCCCCGCGAGUACGUGCACAACUCCAGCACCCACCUGACCUUCAACAAGUUCUGGCGGCGCUACGGCAGGUUCUCGCGCCACCUCAUGAAGGUCAAGCUGAAGAAGUACACCAAGUUCCUGUUCGUGCGCGACCCCUUCGUGCGCCUCAUCUCCGCCUUCCGCAGCAAGUUCGAGCUGGAGAACGAGGAGUUCUACCGGAAGUUCGCCGUCCCCAUGCUCAGGAUGUACUCCAACCACAGCAGCCUGCCCGCGUCCGUGCGCGAGGCCUUCAGCGCCGGCCUCAAGGUGUCCUUCAGCAACUUCAUCCAGUACCUGCUGGACCCCCACACCGAGAAGCUGGCGCCCUUCAACGAGCACUGGAGGCAGGUGCACCGCCUCUGCCACCCCUGCCAGAUAGACUACGACUUCGUGGGCAAGCUGGAGACCCUGGACCAGGACGCCGCCCAGCUGCUCAGGCUCCUGAAGGUGGACAAGCUGCUGCACUUCCCCCCGAGCUACCGGAACAGAACUGCCAGCAGCUGGGAGGAGGACUGGUUUGCCAAAAUCCCCCUGGCCUGGAGGCGGCAGCUUUACAAGCUCUACGAAGCCGACUUUGUUCUCUUCGGCUACCCCAAGCCCGAAAACCUCCUCAGGGACUGAAGGCCUUAGGGGAACAAUGCGAUCACCAAAAAACAAAAACACAUGUGCUUGGAUUGUUCCUUUAAAACUCGCUGCAGGGUCUGCUGCGCCACCGCCAUCUUCCGAGGAUGGAGCCAUGGGUUGCCACAUAUAUUUUUUUAUGGCCUCGCUUCCCUCCCAGUUUAACACAGGGCAGAAUUCCACAACGCUCCCUUGGACGAGGCAGCUGAAAACCCUGGGACUGACCACACCCACACUCCAGUUUUUACAAUUACCUACGAUUUUGCAAUCUAGACUUAUUGUUUACUCCACUGCCUGUAUGCAUUGAGUACUGUGUUAAUAUUGUUUUUUAAGAUUAAUAUAUUUCAGAUAUUUAAUACGAGAAGGGGAGGCGGGAAUGGUGGAGUAAAGGUCUCAUCUGCUCCUUC